AUGCUGUCGCUACUCGAAGCUCUCCCCAUCGAGCUGGUUGAGCCCAUCGUGACACGGCUUGAAUUCAGCGACAUCGCCUCUCUCCGACUGACGAGUCGCACCAUAGAGGCCAAGGCAUCCAAUGGGUGUUUUGAUUCCUUCCUCAAGCACAAGAAAAUUGAGUUGACGACAAAAACGCUGCAAUUAUUUGUGCAAGCGACCGAACAGGGCCGGCGAGGUUGCCUCCUGCGACAUUGUACCAUCACAGGCAUCGCACGAAGCGAUACUACGGCUCAUGCGGACAGCACGAAGCAUGAGCGUCUUCCAGGCAAGGCCUUCGGCAACCUGAAGCGAUGGUCACCGGAGAGUUCACUUGCCUCGCUAAGCCUCUGCGUCACCGCACGCGUCGAGGAUUCCAAGGGCGGGCUCGUCGAGCCGGGCGAAUUUCGCUCCGGGCGAGAGGUCUGGAAAGCCACGCUGCGCACCUUCCUAGUUGCCAUGGCGGCGCUGCGCGAGUCGCAGCUGCCUGUGACCGAGAAGUUGGAUGUCUUUGGCAGCAUCCGAGGCUGUAGUCUUGCAUGUGAUGCCUUUCUGGCCAACUUUGCACCAGAGUCGACCUUGAGGAGGCAUAUCUUCGGGUCCUCCAUGAGAUUGAUAGUAAGCUUGUCGGCGCCGCCGAAGCUGGACGAGGCUGGGACAGAGCAUGAAUCCGAAUCCGAGUCCGAGGGCGAGAUAACCGCCGCCGAGUUACACGCUCCUCGACCAGCCCAAGAGAGCUGGCAGGCGCAUCGCAUUCUUCAAGAGAUCCUGCAUGUGUUGCCUACUAUGCCAAAACUGGAAAGCCUCGACUUACACUGUUAUCCCCAUUUCAGAGAAUGCAGUCUCCGCGGGAUUCACACGUCGGAAAGCGAUCUUGUCCACUUCCUCUCAGCCAUCCGACCCGCAACAGUCACACUGACCGACGUUCGCCUCAUCUCAGGGACGUAUGGUCCGGUAUUCCAAUACCUAACGAGCAGAGACAGCCCCGUCACAAGCUACCACCUCGACGACGUGCUGGGGACAUCCAAGUUCCGGUACUCGGGCGUCAUCAUGGGGCCCAGCACUCUCUCGCGAGAAGGCGGCCACGUCAAGGAGGUAAUCCCCUAUUGCUUUUCGUCAAGGAGAGUCAUGGGGUCAGGGGAGAGGAAUCGCUGGAGAAGAAGCAAGGCGCAGGAGUUUGGGGGGCCAGACCGGGACGCUUAUGAUUUUGUUAAGCUGAAUUCGGAGGAUGCAACGAUAGUUGCGGACGAUGAUGGCUCGGACAAUGAUUGAUCUCUUUCCUAUACGGUAAUUAGUUACUGGCUGACGUGGAUAGGCUCUCCUUGGCCGAGCACGGCACUUCCUCAUACUCAAGAGUCAACGGAUGAUACAAGCCUUGAGGCGGAAAGAUGGUUUGGCUUAUUCGUGCUUAUUCGUGCUUAUUAUACCUUAACAAACCCUUCUCCUAGG
This is a messenger RNA of Phialemonium atrogriseum, 1467 nucleotides long. RefSeq lists its product as uncharacterized. The transcript has 3 exons. The record is from RefSeq and is a predicted model, not a curated record. NCBI's taxonomy places the organism in Eukaryota, Fungi, Ascomycota, Sordariomycetes, Cephalothecales, Cephalothecaceae. The coding region runs from base 1 to 1290 and encodes 429 amino acids.